Molecule: messenger RNA, 945 nt
Organism: Pseudogymnoascus destructans
Lineage: Eukaryota; Fungi; Ascomycota; Leotiomycetes; Thelebolales; Thelebolaceae
Exons: 13
Coding region: 1-945 (314 amino acids)
Molecular function (GO): methyltransferase activity
Source: RefSeq, a predicted model, not a curated record
AUGUCGUCCAGUUCUCGUGAGCAUGAUGAAGGCACCACCGAAGUUGACCCCCGCUAUCUGGAAACGGUCACAUACCAUAACAGGGAGUUCCAACAGCAUUCCGUAGAGAAUUCAAUAUAUUUCUCGCCUAUUGACGAGGACGAGAUUGAGCGCCUGACGCGCCAGCACAGGCUUCUUUCCAUCGUCUUCGACGAACGCCUCGUAUUCCCGCCCGUCAAUAACCCAAGAAGAAUCCUCGACUGUGGACAUGGAUCUGCGUCAUGGGCUGUCGAUGUAGCUGAGCAGUAUCCGCGCUGUGAGGUCUAUGGUGUCGACAUAAGCAGCCACAUGCAGCCAGAUGAAAUACCUGUCAAUCUCCAUCUCCAGGUCGACGAUCUCAAUCGAAGAUUCACCUUCGCUCGAAACUCAUUCGACAUAGUCCACUCCCAGCUCGUAGCAGGCGGCAUCAACGCAGCGCGAUGGACCACAUACCUUCGAGACCUAUUCCGCGUCACAAGACCAGGUGGUUGGUGUCAAAUGGUCGAAGUCUAUUACCAGGUUCAGUCGUACAACGGCACGUUGACCGAUGAACAUGGCCUUCGACAGUGGAGCACACAAAUGUUCCAAAGCAUGGAAGGCCUCAAGGAUCUCAGGAUGCCUCUGCACCUGGCCAAUGCAAUGCGGACCGCCGGGUUCGUGGAUAUCGAUCAUAGAAUGAUACCUUUGCCCACGUGCGCAUGGUCCGAUGACGAACGAGAACGAAGGAUCGGCGCCGAAAAUAGAGACAACGUCCAGAGCUUUCUAUCCUCUCUGGCAAUAUACCCGUUAACUGAGAGGCUCGGAAUGGCACCGAAUGACGUUCAGCUUCUGAUAGCCCAUGCCCGAAAUGAAGCGGAUAACCCCGUGUUCAAGGCGUAUUUUCCACUAUAUGUUUGCAUUGGUCGAAAGGCGCCUCAGUCACGAUAG